This is a messenger RNA of Punica granatum (pomegranate), 2582 nucleotides long. The record is from RefSeq and is a predicted model, not a curated record. NCBI's taxonomy places the organism in Eukaryota, Viridiplantae, Streptophyta, Magnoliopsida, Myrtales, Lythraceae.
CCCUCUCUCUCUACCUCUGCUCCACCAUUCAUUCAUUCAUUCCCUUUCAAUCACACUCUGCACAUAUUCGCCGAUUCCUCGGAGAGAUACAAAGGGAGCCGUUGCCGGGCCUUCACGCCGGCGGCUAACUGCUUCCCCGCACCUUCCGUUGUCGAGUCUGGGAAUUCUCGGGGGUUUCGGGUUCUUUCUUUGUUUGCUGCUCCAUUCUCACUGAAGUGGGUGGUGAUCCCUGAUUAUCCAGCACUCGGCUAUGUCUACUCCUUCUCCGGGAACCUCUCCGGCUCCGGCCUCGCCCCCUCCCCCGGCCAACGCCACCGCUCCUCCCCCAGCCACCCCUUCCGCGCCUCCUCCCGCCACCCCUUCAGCUCCCCCUCCAUCUCCCCCCGCCGCGCCGCCCCCGGUGACCCCGUCCCCUCCUCCCCCGGCUACCCUGUCUCCUCCGCCCGCGACCCCUUCCGCUCCUCCACCGGCCACUCCGUCAUCCCCGCCACCGCCGGUGACGCCCGGUUCUUCCCCUCCGCCCCCGGCUGUUUCCUCCCCUCCCCCGUCCACCACCCCGUCCCCUCCCCCUCCGACGUCCUCCAACUCUCCCCCAUCGUCCACCUCGUCUCCACCGCCGCCGAGGACGCCCUCAACAACGCGGAGCCCACCACCGCCACCUUCUAGCUCGGGAGCCAAGAGUCCCCCGCCGCCGGCUGCGGCUUCAUCGCCGUCAGGCAGCACAGUGUCGACUGGCCUCGUGGUGGGAAUCGCUAUCGGCGGGGUGGUGGUGUUGGCGGUGCUGACUCUGCUGUUCAUAUGCUGUAAGAAGAAACGGAGGAGAGAUCCCGACAGCGGUUAUUACGCUCCGCCGCCGCCGCCUCACGGUCCUAAAGCCGAUCCUUAUGGCGGGCCGCCGCAGUACUGGCAGCAAAACGCUCCUCCGCCCGCUGAUCACAUGGUGGCGAUGCCGCCGAAGCUCACUCCUCCGCCAGGCCAUAACCCCAAUUCCCUCCCUCACCCGCCUCCACCGCCACCUUACAUGAGCAGCAGCGGCGGCUCUGCUGGCUCCGGUAAUUAUUCAGGCUCGGACAACCCCUACCCUUCGCCUUCCCCACGCAUGGCUCUGGGUUUCUCCAAGAGCGCAUUCACAUACGAGGAGCUGAGAAUGGCCACUGAUGGGUUCUCGGAUGCAAACCUUCUUGGGCAAGGCGGGUUCGGGUUUGUCCACAGAGGAGUCCUUCCGAAUGGGAAAGAGGUUGCAGUGAAGCAACUCAAGGCUGGGAGCGGGCAGGGAGAGCGGGAAUUCCAGGCCGAGGUUGAAAUCAUUAGCCGAGUCCAUCACAAGCAUCUGGUGUCCUUGGUCGGGUACUGCAUCACCGGUGCCCAGAGGCUGCUUGUCUACGAAUUCGUCCCAAACAACACCCUUGAGUUCCACUUACAUGGGAAGGGUAGACCGACCAUGGAUUGGCCCACGAGAGUGAAGAUUGCUUUAGGAUCCGCAAAAGGACUUGCCUAUCUUCACGAGGAUUGUCACCCGAAGAUUAUUCAUCGUGAUAUCAAGGCAUCUAAUAUUCUGUUGGAUUUCAAAUUUGAGGCCAAGGUUGCUGAUUUUGGACUGGCAAAGUUAUCUUCAGAUGUUAAUACUCAUAUCUCGACCCGAGUCAUGGGAACAUUCGGAUAUCUUGCUCCAGAGUAUGCCUCAAGUGGGAAACUCACCGAUAAAUCAGAUGUUUUCUCAUUUGGUGUUAUGUUGUUGGAGUUGAUCACUGGGCGCAGACCUGUGGACACCACAAACACUUACAUGGAUGACAGUUUGGUCGAUUGGGCAAGACCCCAACUGACACGAGCUUUGGAAGAUGGGAACUUUGACUCCCUAGUUGACUUUAAGCUGCAGAAUAACUACAGCCACGAGGAGAUGGCUCGUAUGGUUGCUUGUGCUGCUGCCUGUGUUCGCCAUUCAGCCCGUCGCCGGCCACGAAUGAGCCAGGUUGUUCGUGCUUUGGAGGGAGAUGCUUCCCUCUCAGACCUCAACGAAGGGAUCCGACCGGGGCACAGCAAUAUCUACAGCUCCCACGGAAGCUCAGACUAUGACACAAGCCAGUACAAUGAGGACCUCAAGAAGUUCCGCAAAAUGGCUUUCGCGAGUCAGGAAUACGGAAGCAGCGAGUACAGCGAGCCCACAAGUGAAUACGGAGUGCACCCUUCGGGCUCGAGCGCCGAGAACACCCGAGAAAUGGAGAUGGGAAGAAUGAAGAACAGCCGAGGUUUCAGCAGCGGAUCUUGAUGGGGACGUCUCACCUUCCCCGUGUCUCGUACUUUCCGGCCAGAAGAGUUGUAAUAUUUUUCAACAGGUGUAAUAUUUUUCAACCAACUAACACGGAUUUUUUUUUUUAAUUUCUUUUCUAAUUCUCGUGGAUGGCGGUGGAAAUGUAUUGCUCAGUGGUAUUCGUAUACAGCAAAAACAACAGAUAAAUCUUCUCAUCGAUUCUUUAUUGUUAGUAGUAGUUUGAUCCCUUUGACAAUACUCAGUAGCUUUGAUUGGCUUCGAAGUUGGGUCGUGUCGGUCGAGAAAGAUGUAAAUGCAUUGCAAUCUACUGCUA